AUGGAUACACCAGUGGAAGCCGACAAAAAAGUUUUAUGUACACAGUAUGCCUUAACAAGAAUACUGGAUAAUGAAGGAGAAAUAACUAAACGUGUCAGGGAAGAGCUACGACUCCCAGAAGAAAAAGGAACCGAAGGAGUCGUGAUACAUAUGGGACAACGAAAAACAAAGAAAGGAAAAGUAACGAUAGAAAAAAAACUUGUCGAAAAUAUCGGCUUUUACGGAAGGCAACAACAAUACCGAUAUACCUGGAAAACUCUUCAGCUAGGAGACGAAAUAGAUGAACAUGAAAACCUACGAAAAAGUAAAUACUCAGAAAUAUUAAAAAAACUUAUUAAAGAAAUAAAACUACCAAUAAUAUUGGGAACACCAAAAGAGUUACUUCAAGAAGACUUUGAAAUAUUAAAAGGACAAAACGAAUUGAACGUACUAAAAAGUUUAAAACGACUAAUAUCGGAUGAAGAAGAAGAAAACCUACGAAUCCGUCAGAGGAAGACCAAGAAUAUGAUGAAACGAACGGAUAACGAACCAUGGCACCGAUUAGCGGCACAAUGGAUAAGAGAAACAUACGGGGAACCAAAACCUCCAGAAAAUUUAAUCAUAUGGUUUGGACCAAAAGGAGUCAGUAAAGUGGAAGAAAAACGGAAAGAAGAAUUCAUUGACCAAAGUGAAUGGGAAAUAUUAUACGGGAAGAUCGAGGCUGGAAAAGAUAGAAAAUCCGAAACCGCUAAAGAACAAGUAUUGGAAUAUUUAAUGCUUCAAAUAAACGUUAUAAAGAUUACUUGUUAUAAUUUUUUUACUGCUCUAUUACUCUAA
Diversispora eburnea is the source of this 816-nucleotide messenger RNA. Lineage: Eukaryota; Fungi; Glomeromycota; Glomeromycetes; Diversisporales; Diversisporaceae. The record is from the annotation of a GenBank genome assembly.